CGGGAAGUGCCGAUGUGGGUGUAGGGGCCAUGGUCAAAUUAUUAUGUAGACGAGCGCGUGCUUGGACCCCUUCAUCGCCUCCCCCUCUACCUUCCAUAUCCCUAGUUUACAUCAAAGACAACCACUUGUUCAGCCCCCAUCUGAUACCUUCUCCAAAGGUCAAGCAUCUCCCGACCAUUGACUUCUGCAGCUAGUCAAUUAGUUAAUUGUUAAUCAUCGAUUUCGCGUCAGUCACAUCAGGAACGUUUGCAAGCAGGCAGAUGGUUUCGUCAGCGCCUGCACCCUUGAUCAACCCUACAGUUUCUUAUGCUGAAAGUGUAAAAAAGGUUCAUUCUCCUCGCUCUCCUAACGCUGUUCGGAACUCUUUUGGAGACUUCCCAGCAAUCUCUGGCGCGUCUGGAAUAUCUUCUUCUUCUUCUUCACCGCCUUCGAAUGCCACGUCCCAUCUUAGCUCGGUCGAAGCGAUAGGCGGAUCUCAGGCCGGCGCUUCUGAUUUUCCAGAACUCUCCACCGAGAUAUCUUCGCAGAACGCUGUCAAGGACCACAACGGACCAACGAACCAUGUACAUCCGAAUGCCAACAACGUGCCAAAGGCAGCGCCUGCUGUGAACGUAUGGACAGAACGUUUGAAAGAGCAGAUGGCGCUUGCACCCAUACACGCACAUCAACCUCAGCGACAACCUAGAACAAUAGUCACAUCUUCUGCUGGAGCGCCUUCAGUCCCCCACAGGCUAAGACCCAUCGUCAUGGGUACUUCACCGCAUACACUCGAUGCUACCAAUGCCGUGCCAUCGGCUUCCACAUCUCGUUCGAGUCCACUGCAGACGAUUUCUCUCAACGGAGACGAUAGUUGCCAUGAUCCUUUCAUCGUGCGCAUGCCUUCACACCUUUCUCGACACUCUUCUUCCAAGUCAAUCCGUCUAGUUAAUGACACUGAUACGUCUAAUUGGCUAGAGGCCAUGAAAACUCCAUCUAUUGAGCUUGGAGAACAUGACGGUGGCGAGAAGCCCAGAAGAAAGAAUAGCAUUGAUUCCACCCGACAUCAAAGCGAUUCAAGACCGUCAUCAGCUCAAAUGUCUCGACUGAACAGUAGAAAUGUAUUCGAGGCGAAUUCUACGGGUUCGCACUCGGUGCCCUAUUCACUAGUAGAAAGUCAAGCUGGGAGUUCGUCCUCGAGUCCUCGGCUACAAGUGCGAGGAAGGAGACUACCGGAUGACGAUUUGACUGUAGUAUACGACCUUCGUCAUGAGCCUCCAAAGGUUCCCUAUAAUCCACCGCGCAUGAGUUCAAGGGUCCCAGAGAGAACCCCAUACCACCACCACCACCACCAUCACACCUUUUCUCAUCCUCCCGACAUUUCAUCGCAAUAUUUCAGAUCUCCGCCCAUACCAAUCGCUAUUGACGCACCAUUGCAUCCUGCACGCCUAUCACCGCUACUUUCCGCUAUUCGACAUCCGUACUACGCAAACCCUGUUUCAGGACACACCUCUCCUACGUACGCGGGUUCGCGCCCUCCCUCUGGAGCUGGAACUCCGCCAUACCCGGUAUAUCCUCCAUACACGGUGACAUGCGGAUACUGCCAUUCGCGCAUUCCGUGGGAUGGGUUCGUUCCCCCAAUUCACCCUCGCCCCGUUCCGGGCUUUUCUUCCCCGUUACUGCAGGACGAAUAUACUGUGCCUCCGCCGACGCUUCCGACGUUCUUCAAUCCACCGUUUCCAGGAACAACAGAGCCAUCACCGAACACCCAUUUAACGCAGAGUGAGCGUUCGUAUGAGAGCUCGCAGGACGCACAGUUGCAUCCUGCUAUUGUUUCACGAAAUAUGGUCUUUGGGAGCAUCGGCCUGACUCAUAAUAGCAUCCACCAGAUGCCGAAAGAAAUGGACGCUGCGGGGAAAGAGAGCAAGGAGCCUAUUGAGCGAAUGGCGGAACAGUUCUCUGGCUUUUCUAUCGGCAUUAUGCCUGGCGAACCGGUGCCAUCUCGUCAAGGAAAUAGGAAACAUUCGACUAAGAGUCUUUCAAGGCCUCCCGCGGGUACCGAAUCGGAAUAUGCAGACACUGCGAAUGCAAUGGAUGAUGCGACCCAGGAAGAGCGAAAGGUGGUUGACGAAUAUCCGAACACUCCUGCAGGGGAAGAUGUUGCAGCACCUGGUAAGAAGUGGGUGUUCGGAACGACAGCGAAGUUUGGCAGUCUGAAUGAGGAUUCACGUAACGCGUCAUCUGAGCGCCUACCUCUACCUGCUGAACUUGCGCAACCAGUCGCUCCUCCAAGUGGCCAGCAUUCGCCUGCCGCAGCAUCCGUGGCGCAGCCCUCCAGGAAUGAGAAGCCUGUCACGCCGCCAAUUAGUACGACACAGGCUGAAACUUCAAUCAUGCAGUCUGAAGAUGGUUCUGCGACAAGCGACGUCUGGGAGGUCAAGGAUUACGGAUAUGGAUUCGGCGACGUCAGUGGCACAGAUAAUGCCACUGAUGUUAUCCGCCGCGCCAAGGAGGCUCGGGAGAUGCGGCGACAACUGGAGUGGCAGAAGGAGCAGGCGCAGAUACAACUCCAGAAAGAACAGGAGCUACAGCUUGACGCACAAGAAGUUCACAUCCAGCACAUGUGGCAGGAAGUACAUGAAGGGCGAGAAGUGUCGGACCAAGCCAAGGAGUUUGGACGUGGGCGACCCCGUCGAGGCUCUUGGGCCAGCUCGUAUGGGUCGCACGAACGAGGCGCUUAUGGGGGUCGGCGAGCUCGAGGAUUUGGUGGUCGCUACCAAGGCAGGCAUCCUGGUCGUGGAGGUUACCACCACCAACAACGAUCUUCUAUAUCUUCUCUUACUCCGCCUCCACAAUUUAAUCCUUUGCCUCUACCCGGUGCCGAUUAUAUGAACGGUUACAUCCAGAUACCAUCUUAUACACCUCCCGAUUACGAGUUGUACCACCCCGUUCCAGUCACUAUACCUGUAAAUGGCGCACCUCCCAUCCCUAUGCCACAGUCGACAUUGGCAUUCCCUCAGGAUCCGACGCGGUCGUAUCUUCUUGGCCAGUUGGAGUAUUAUCUAAGCCCUCAGAACAUGGCACAGGAUUUCUUCCUCCGGCAGCGGAUGGAUGAUCAGGGAUGGAUACCCAUUUCUCUUAUAGCUUCCUUUAACAGGGUACAAAAGUUUACCACAGAGAUCCAGCUCGUGCAUGACGUGCUCAACCUGUCCAGCUUGACUGAAGUCAAGGGUGAAUAUGUUCGGAUGGCCAGGGAGCAGUGGAAGCAGUUCGUCUUGCCCAAUGCCCCGAGGAGCGUUGUGUGCCAUCCGAUCGAAUCUGAGGCAACAGAUCCUCAGGCCGAUCAGGCCGCUUACGCUCAGGUUCAGGAUGGUGAGAUAGAAGAAGAAGGUGAUACGUAUGGAGAGGAUGACGAUGAAGAAGACAUCGUAUUUGUCAUUGGCGAAGAAGCAGAAGGCUCCUGGGCGCCAGAACGACGAUCAGCAGCAUCGGAAAACACUUGACCGCCGGAAUUGCGUUCAGUGACCCUUUUCAAAAAGCAUUCUUGAAGGAAGUUUAUACCCUUACCCGUGUGCACAUUUCAGUGCGUUCGCGGACAGGUGAUCCUAUUGAUUUUACCUCUUUGUUAUGUUCUUUAUGUGGUUAGUCUGUAUCCUCGUGUUCUCCAUCGCUAACAUUUUUGCUUCAUAUGCACGCUUACACAGUAAUGUUUUCUCCACGGCAGUAUCAUCCUCGCAUACCAUCUCAUCGUUCAAUCGUUCACAUUUUCCUGGCUGGCUUUUAUACAAUGUUGUUCGUUUUCCUGCAGUUAUCGUUCUAGUACACGAGCUAUCCCGUCUAUAAAGUAAAUGAUUAUUAGGCUCUCUGGAUAGGGCACUGACAGAAUCCGUUCCUAUUUUCUUCGUUGACUCAACGGAUAGGCUGAGCCUGUCACCGUUUCAUG
Molecule: messenger RNA, 3919 nt
Organism: Suillus clintonianus
Lineage: Eukaryota; Fungi; Basidiomycota; Agaricomycetes; Boletales; Suillaceae
Exons: 4
Coding region: 261-3479 (1072 amino acids)
Biological process (GO): positive regulation of translation
Cellular component (GO): cytoplasmic stress granule; cytosol
Molecular function (GO): RNA binding
Source: RefSeq, a predicted model, not a curated record